Necator americanus (New World hookworm) is the source of this 603-nucleotide messenger RNA. RefSeq lists its product as uncharacterized. Lineage: Eukaryota; Metazoa; Nematoda; Chromadorea; Rhabditida; Ancylostomatidae. The transcript is spliced from 8 exons. The coding region runs from base 1 to 603 and encodes 200 amino acids. The record is from RefSeq and is a predicted model, not a curated record.
AUGGAUCUCCGUUCUGAUUUAAAAGCUACCGAAUGUGUGGUGAUGUCGGUAUCAGCAUGUAUCGACAAGCUCUUGGAUCUUCUGGAGCUUAUUCCUGCAGUCGUUGAUAGCUGUGAAAAUAACAAUAUUCCAAAUGAUGAUGUGAAGCAAAUCGAAAGUACGUUCAUGGAAAUCCUCCAACUGUUGGGAGAACUAAGCAGAAGGUGUCGAAGCAUAGAAUCCGUGAUCUUCUUUUUGAAAAAAGUUGCCUUCACUAGUAGUAAGAUCCCGAACCAGCUAGAACUUACCAAUAGACUUCCUUCUCCAGCAAAGAGAAUCCAUGAUGAAUCUUGCGAUGACAACGACGUCGAAGGUUGCACAGAGCGUCCAGGAGACUCCUCCAUUGAGGGUAUUGAAAAUGUCAAAGAUGAUGCACCGGCGACGAUAAGUGCUGAGGUUCUAUCCUUUGAGAUACCACAACGUGGAAGGCGUCGUGCACGUUCAGCUACAAGAAUUAUCAAGAAAGUGGUUCGUCGUUUUUCCCUUUCGAGAAGUCGCCGUCCACGAUCUCAGGACUAUGGAGAGCAUUUUGACGGUGACGUAACGCUUUCAUUGGGGAAGUGA